CUUUAUUUCAUUACAAUAUAAAUAAAUAAGAAAAUAAAACAUUUAAGAAAAAGCCGAGACGAAAAUCAAAUAGAAGAGAUGACAAAGGCACGUCAUCAUCACGACUUGGAUUUUGCAGUUGAGUGGCCAAAAUUGAUUCAUUUCGUCCUUCCCUCCAAUCGCACAACUUUUACACUCAUCGUCCUUUCUCAUCCACCGCACACACCCAAGCCAGCUUAGACGCGACGGAGAUGAAAUCUGCGGUGGCGGAGAUGGCCGGAGGGCGAAUAGUUCCCUUAUCGCCGCCCCUCAUUUCUUCUGGUUAUACCUGCUGUUUGCUCCCUCUCAGGCGACUCUCACUUGCUUCUUCAGGGAUGAGUGGGCCUAGCUUAUGCAGUGCCUUUUCCGCCAGCAAUCGAGCUCUGUUUCUAUCCGAAACCCUGGUUGAAUGUCAGGUCCCAAGACCUAGACUCGUCCGCGCAGCUGCCGAGUCAACUCAAUCAUCAUCUGUUUCCCCCACUACUAGUGCCGACAAAUUGAUAGUUGCCGACAACGAGUUCUCCCUCGCCAAAGUUUCUUUUGGUGUCAUUGGAUUGGGUGUUGGUGUUACACUUCUCUCGUAUGGUUUCGGUGCAUACUUCAAUAUCCUUCCAGGAUCUGAAUGGUCUGCAAUUAUGCUAACCUAUGGGUUUCCACUAGCAAUUAUUGGCAUGGCUCUCAAGUAUGCAGAACUUAAGCCUGUACCCUGCUUGACCUAUUCGGAUGCUGAGGCAUUAAGAGAAAAAUGUGCUACUCCAAUUCUAAAGCAGGUCAGAAAUGAUGUUACAAGAUAUCGUUAUGGGGACGAGCAGCAUCUUGAUGAAGCAUUGAAAAGGAUUUUUCAAUAUGGGCAGGGUGGAGGUAUUCCCCGAAGGAGUGCUCCUAUCUUACAAAUGAUUCGUGAAGAAAUGACUGAGGAUGGUAGAUACUCUCUGAUAUUGGUAUUUGAAGCUAAAGCUCUGCAGCUGUCAGAUUUUGAACAGAGAAAAACAUUGGAGCCUUUGCUCUGCAGGAAACUGAAUCUGAAGUGA
Messenger RNA from Striga asiatica, 1049 nucleotides. NCBI's taxonomy places the organism in Eukaryota, Viridiplantae, Streptophyta, Magnoliopsida, Lamiales, Orobanchaceae. The record is from the annotation of a GenBank genome assembly.